Messenger RNA from Chenopodium quinoa (quinoa), 2175 nucleotides. RefSeq names its product protein PRRC2A-like. The record is from RefSeq and is a predicted model, not a curated record. The transcript is spliced from 2 exons. The coding region runs from base 1296 to 1892 and encodes 198 amino acids. NCBI's taxonomy places the organism in Eukaryota, Viridiplantae, Streptophyta, Magnoliopsida, Caryophyllales, Amaranthaceae.
ACGAAAUAAUAUAACCACAAUAAUAAUAUCUAAUAUCCCAACUGAUUAACUCUUGAUAACUUUGGAUAAUUUCUCUAACUUUGUUGUUUAGCUUUAGCAGGAUAAUAUACAUCAAAACCCAACUAAGAGAAAAAGAUAGAUAGUGAUAGAUGGAAAAAAAAAUAGUGAGUCCAAUUCACAAUUAAGCAAAUACUGUCUUUUCUUUUUUUUCCUCUCAUCUUUUUUUUUUUUUAUUUCACUUUGCCUUACUUUUUUUUUAUAGCUUUUGUACAUUUCACCUUUUUAUUUUAUAUAAUUGGUUUGCCAUGAAACAGCUAGAUGUUAACAUACUAGGAGUACGAUCAUGACGAUGUUCAUGAAUCCCAUAUCAUGCCCGUCAUGUGUUGGUUAGUGAGUGAUUCGAAUUAAACUCACUGUUAGAUAAUAUGUUAAUAUUAUCUCGUAAAUAUUCUGUAAAAUAUAUCUUGUGUAUUUUAGGUUAUUCUCAUGAUUAGGUUGUAAACCCUAUAUAUAUUGAUUUAAUGAGAAAGCCUCCUCCAAGGAGAAUUACACUAUUCUACAUGGUAUUAGAUUCCUCUUAGGGUUUUUCUUUCUUUCCUUUCUCCAAACCCUAAUUCGAUCUCUUGGACCUCCAUAGCCGUGCCUCUUCACCUACCCGUACCUUCUGCCCCUCAUGGCCGGUGAUGAUCUUACCCCUCCUCCCCCUCCUCCACCUCCCAAAAACACCCCUCUCCACCCAGCAUUCGCCGUCAACAACAUCAAAGCACUCAUGCCCGUGACUCUCGAUCACGCGGACGCUCAAUAUGCUACGUGGGUUGAACUUUUCCAAAUCCAUGCUUGUGCCUACAAUGUUACUGAUCAUAUUGAUGCAAAGGUUAAGCGUCCAACGGAUGUUGAUGAUGCAACGUGGAAGAGAUUGGAUGCAAUUGUUAAACAAUGGAUAUAUAGCACUAUUUCCAAAGACCUUGUUAACACUAUCAUGAAACCGGGUGCUACGGCUCAAGAAUUAUGGACCCGACUCGAAGAACUGUUUCAUGAUAAUAAGCAUACUAGGGCAGUGUAUUUGGAGGAACAACUUUCCACCACAAAACUUGAACAAUUUGCUAACAUGUCGAAUUAUUGUCAACAAAUCAAAGUUCUUGCGGAUCAACUUGCUAACGUUGAUUGUCCGGUCUCCGAUCGAAAGAUGUUUAUACAACUUAUUUCGGGUCUCACCAAAGGCGAAUACGACACCGUGGCAGCCAUCAUCUCCCAAUUAAACUGAACCCACUCCAAGCUUCAACAAAGCACGCUCCAUGUUUCUCCUCGAAGAAACUCGGCAAAAGAAACAAGAAGAAUCGGGCCAACAAGCUUUGGUGGCCCAAUCCAGUCAAGCCCAGUCCAAUACUGUCGGGUCACACCCCAGUUCCCAGCAGCCGGCGGCCGAUCAGCGUGGUGGUGGUGCAAGCCGUGGAAGGGGGUGUGGUCGUGGAACCAAUAACAAGCCUAAAGGUCGUGGAAAGGGUCGGGGGAACAAUAACAAUAACCAGCAGCAACAACAAUCUGGCCCACAAUGGCAGGCCCAACAACAACAAGCACCCCAAUGGGAUGGGCAACCUUUUUGGAAGCAGCUUCCAAACGGGCAGUGGGCUUCACCACCCUGCCCGUUUCCUACCAGUCCGGCCCAGCAGCAGUAUCGCGGGUCCAGUCCCUCUAUAUUGGGCCCGCGGCCUCCUCAGCAGCAAGCUUAUGAUGCUCAGCCCAGUUAUGGUCAACUAAUGACUCCCACAGCCUACAGCUCCAUGAGUCUUCAGUCCGCUGACAAUGGAUGGUACAUGGAUACGGGGGCCUCUUCUCACAUGACUCGUGACUUGGGACCUUCAUUCGGGGACAAUUCUAGCGAGGUGCAAUAGUGUGGGGGACCUCUAUCCUUUCUCAUCAAUUUCCGCAUCAAAUGACAAUAGUCAUCUAUCUCUAGCUGCAAUCUCUCCUUCAACCUGGCAUCAUAGACUUGGACACCCCGGCGAUCCUGUUUUUGAUUUUCUUAGGAAAAACAAUUAUAUUCGCUGUAAUAAGAGAAAUAGUUCUCAAUUUUGCUAUUCAUGUCCUUUAGGAAAACAUGUACGACUUCCUUUUAAGCCCUCUACUUCUAUUACUUUUUCCCCUUUUGAUAUUAUUCAUAUGGAUUUAUGGACA